AUGGAGAACCGCUUCAAAGUUCGAAUAUCCAGAAUGUUUCAAUCCUCCUUCAACUCUUGCCGGACUAAAAACAUCUCCGACGUCGCCGAUCAGCCUUUUUUCUUCCCGGAAAACCGCCAUCACCGCCAACUCAUCGACCUUUUCUCUCCUAAACCUCAACCUUGUAAACCCAAACACCAACUCGAAAACAACCCAAAACCCCACACUUCCCGGCCAAAAAUCUCCGACAAAUACACCCUUUUUCCGGCACCUACAGACACCGGAAAACCACACUCUACUUCCCUUCCUCCGCCACUGUUCUACGAAAAAACAUCAAAAAACGCCAAGAAAAAGAAAGCCCAUCACCGGAAAAGUACCAAAAGCCAAGAUUUUUCAUCAGUUACAGAUAAUUACUACUACGAUUGUUGCAGCAGUGAUGAAGAAGACGAAAGUGACGACGAAACCACUCUUUUCUCAUCACGAUCACUCUCCUCCGAUUCAUCCGUAUCAUUUCGCAAAAACAAAGCUCGCCGAUUACCUCAGAAGAAAACCAGGAAACCGGCCGGCGGCGGUGGCGGUGGCGGCGGCGGUGGCGGUGGCCGUGGUUGCAAGAAUCGAAAAGCCACAGAUGUAAUCCCAUUAAAGGGUAAAGGGAAAUUCGUGAAGGAUAGUGUUGCAGUGGUGAAGAAAUCGAACGACCCACAUGAAGAUUUUAGGGUUUCGAUGUUGGAGAUGAUCGUUGAACGACAAAUCUUUGGAUCACAAGAUCUUGAGAAUCUUUUGCAGUGUUUUCUUUCAUUGAAUUGUGAAGAACAUCAUGGGGUUAUCUUUGAGGUGUUCACUGAGAUUUGGGACACUCUUUUCUCUGAAUGGCUUUAAAUCAGCUGUUUUUAAGCUUAAU
Molecule: messenger RNA, 880 nt
Organism: Cynara cardunculus var. scolymus (artichoke)
Lineage: Eukaryota; Viridiplantae; Streptophyta; Magnoliopsida; Asterales; Asteraceae
Product: transcription repressor OFP8-like
Exons: 1
Coding region: 1-858 (285 amino acids)
Biological process (GO): negative regulation of DNA-templated transcription
Source: RefSeq, a predicted model, not a curated record